AUGGAAGCCUCACGGCCAGCACUCAGGCCUCUUCCCAUUAUUCACCUCAACGGUUUCCCAGGUACCGGCAAGCUCACCAUCGCCAGCGCCCUACAGAAGCAGCUCGGGUCAUGCUGUCGCCUGGUGCACAAUCACCUCCUCAUCAACCCUGCCGACGCGGUGCUGCAUCGCUCUGAGGCCGGCUACCAGGACUUGCGGCGGGCCAUCCGCGGAGUCAUUUUCACGUCCCUUGUCGAGAGCCCACCCAGUCACCGCAUUGCUUACAUCUUCACCGACUUCCAAUCCAGUGAUGAGGUGGGAAGCGCAGCGUGCGCCGAGUAUCUGGCGGCUGCGCGUGCCCGUGGUGCUGCGCUGGUCUCGGUCGUCGUCAGCUGCGAUGAGGCAACCAACCUCGCACGGUUGCAGUCUGCUGAUCGUGAAGCCCAUCGCAAGAUCGUCGACCCGGAGCUCUUACACAUGUUUCGUAAUGGCGUUCAAAUUCAUCGAUUUGAUGUAUCAGAGUCGACGAGUCUUGAGGUGGACGUUUCCAAGUUGGCUCCUGCUGAAGCUGCGACGCGUAUUCUGGAGCAUGUGCUCAAAAUCUGCCCCGAGGUUCAAAGAGAAAUGGCAUCGAUCGAUCGUUCAUGA
Colletotrichum karsti is the source of this 627-nucleotide messenger RNA. RefSeq lists its product as uncharacterized. Bases 1 to 627 code for a protein of 208 amino acids. The transcript has a single exon. NCBI's taxonomy places the organism in Eukaryota, Fungi, Ascomycota, Sordariomycetes, Glomerellales, Glomerellaceae. The record is from RefSeq and is a predicted model, not a curated record.